Messenger RNA from Jatropha curcas, 835 nucleotides. RefSeq lists its product as hypothetical. The record is from RefSeq and is a predicted model, not a curated record. Lineage: Eukaryota; Viridiplantae; Streptophyta; Magnoliopsida; Malpighiales; Euphorbiaceae.
GAUGACUAUAGAGACGGUCAAGGCAUCAAAUCAUAAACACAGAUUUCUCGCGAAUCAAAGCCGUUUCCCGUGAACGAACCUAAACACAAGAUCGAACACAAACUCUUUCACAUUCUAUGUCCUGAGAGUAAACGAUCUCUCUUUUCCCCCCUUCACUUCUCAUCCUCAAUUAUUAAUUAUUAUUAGCAUAAUAAGAAGUAGAAAGGGGAAAAAUGCAUCGAUCGGCGAGCUGGAACCGGGUGACCGACGAUUAUUUCAUUCACUCGUCGCCAAAGGCAGCGACGGGGUUGAGAAUGACAUCUUCAAUGGACGAAAAUGAAUUACCAGCUUAUGAUCCACUGAUGGAAAACGUGAAAAAGGACAAGUCACGUAUUAAAUUUGCAGAGAAUGCUAUUCAUGUCAUUCCAUUCGUGUUGCUUUUGUGUGCCUUUGUUUUAUGGUUCUUCUCUAAUCCAGAUGUGGAGGUGGGAAUUAAAUCCGAUUCGAUAACAGCCAGAAUUGAAGGAUUGAGAAUUGAAGGAGAUAUCGAUACUGAUAGUGAUGGUAUUCAAACGGGAUUUUUACCGAUUGAUUUGGGAGAUAUGGACGCCCCCAAACAAACGAGAGAUCAUGAAAAAGUUACAGAAAAUUGGCGAAUUAAAUCUUGAUAAUCGUACUUUUUUACAGAAGAAAUGAUGAUUUCUUGUGUGCUUUUGAUUCAGAAACUUGUUGCCUUUCCAUUUUUCAUUAGCAGCUCAUCUUUGAUUAAUUAUGAAGGUAGAUUACACUUGUGUGGAAAUUUGUACUGGAUUGGUUGAAAGCUCGUGUUUUUAACAUUUUCGUUUUUUUUUUUAAA